CUAAUCAGUGUUCAUUUCACCUAAUCACAUCCUUAUUAAGCCUAAACUGUCACCUCCUCCAUACCUUUCCCAUCCACAUAUAUUAAUAUAUACACAAGUAUAUAUAAAUAUGUACCAGGUAUGAGCACUUAGACAUGUAAACAUGGAGCAUAUGGAAGUGGAUAUGGAGCAUAUGAUGAACUUCGUCUUCUCCGGCUGUAGUUCCGCUAGCUCUACCACAACCCUCGGCGACGUCAACUGGGUAGACUGGUCUCCGGCCAUCGAUUGGGGCUGUCUCUCCGUAGACGACGACUUUAGCGGUCUUCUCGAGCACUACGGCCUCCCCUGCACGCCGGCGGCCAAUGAUUGGUCAACCAACGUCAGCCCCGCCAGCACUAACUGUCCCGGCACGCCGGUGGAGGACUUGUUGCCUCUCCCGGCGGCGGAAUCCUCACGCGACGACGAUAAGGGCCUCCGCCUCGUCCACCUCCUCAUGGCCGCGGCGGAGGCCCUCACCGGAGCUAAUAAAUGCGGUGACUUGGCUCGAGUGAUAUUGAUUCGGCUCAGAGAGUUGCUCUCCCAUGGUGGAGCGACCAACAUAGAACGCCUAGCAGAGCAUUUUACAGACGCGCUCCAGCGCUUGCUCGACGGCGUUGGCAGGCACGAUGAUCUGCCGCCCAACCCCGGCGAAGUCAUCGAGGCCUUCCAGUUACUUCAGGACAUGUCUCCGUAUGUCAAAUUUGGGCAUUUUACGGCCAAUCAGGCGAUUCUAGAGGCCGUCGCCGGCGAGCGACGAGUUCACAUCGUUGAUUAUGAUAUCAUGGAGGGAGUGCAGUGGGCUUCGUUGAUCCAGGCUAUGGUUUCUCAGCAGGAA
This is a messenger RNA of Phalaenopsis equestris, 853 nucleotides long. Its product is annotated as nodulation-signaling pathway 2 protein-like. The record is from RefSeq and is a predicted model, not a curated record. Gene Ontology annotation, molecular function: sequence-specific DNA binding; DNA-binding transcription factor activity. The transcript has a single exon. Gene Ontology annotation, cellular component: nucleus. Gene Ontology annotation, biological process: regulation of DNA-templated transcription. Lineage: Eukaryota; Viridiplantae; Streptophyta; Magnoliopsida; Asparagales; Orchidaceae. The annotation marks the transcript as partial.